Molecule: messenger RNA, 4675 nt
Organism: Falco peregrinus (peregrine falcon)
Lineage: Eukaryota; Metazoa; Chordata; Aves; Falconiformes; Falconidae
Gene: PIGZ
Product: phosphatidylinositol glycan anchor biosynthesis class Z
Exons: 2
Coding region: 139-1923 (594 amino acids)
Biological process (GO): GPI anchor biosynthetic process
Cellular component (GO): endoplasmic reticulum membrane
Molecular function (GO): alpha-1,2-mannosyltransferase activity
Source: RefSeq, a predicted model, not a curated record
GUGCCGCAAACCCUGUCCCUGGCAAGCGGCCAGCCGCGGCGGUGAUGACGGCGUGCCCCGAUCGCCGGGGGAUCGCCGCUCACCGGGUAAUGGGCGCGUGGGGCGCGCUCGGUGCCGCUGUGCAGCCGGGCCUUGCGCAUGCGCGCCGUGCUCCCGCUGCGGCGGCUGGGCCCGGGCCGGCGGGCGCGCCCCCUGGCGGGGCGGGGGUGGCGGGCGGGCGGGCGCGGCGGGGCCGGUGGCGACAUGCGGGCCCGGCGGCUGUGGGCGCUGCUGGCCGCGCUGCGGGCGGGCUGGUGCCUGCUGCCGCAGGCCGGCUACCUGCACCCCGACGAGUUCUUCCAGUCACCCGAGGUGAUGGCAGGAGAUAUUUUAAACCUACAGGUCUAUUAUCCUUGGGAGUUCCUUUCCAGCUCUCCUUGCAGAACAGUUGUUUUCCCAUUAAUGACAUCUGGAGUUACCUACUGGGUGAUCAAGUCUUUGCAGCAGCUGGACAUAUGUUCAAGUUGCAUCACCAGCUACACCCUUCUUGUAUCACCUCGCUUUCUCUUUACCAUCUUUUCUUUCAUACUUGACUACAGUGUUUAUCAAUUAGCUCCUCUCUGGGAAGCAGAUCCAUGGAAAGCUCUGGUACUUCUUGCUGGAUCGUAUGUCACACUGGUAUUUUAUACAAGAACGUUUACCAACGCGCUUGAAGGACUUCUCUUUGCUCUUCUCAUGGUAUUGGUUUCCUCAAGGAAGGCUGAUGGCAGCUUGGCAGAGCCAACAAGCAGCCCUCUCAUAGGUGUUAUAACAACUGCUGGGUUUUUCAAUAGGCCAACCUUUCUGGCAUUUGCUCUAAUGCCCCUGCUUUACUGGGCAGGUUUAAUUGUUGAUUCUCAAAAGAGCAUUAAAACUGUCAUAAACCACUUCUUGAAGCUUGUCCUAUGCGCAUGUUUUACUGCCAUUGUUUUCAUAACAGCCGACACCUUCUAUUUUACCUCCAUGGGCUUAAACAACCUCUACAGCAUUAAAAAGAGCAGCCUAUUUGAUGUAAUAGGUCAUUUAAAUGAGAAAAUGAUAGUAACUCCUUUCAAUUUUCUCAGCUACAAUCUUAAUCCCCGUAAUCUUGCACUGCACGGGAGUCACCCACGGGUUACACACGUUACAGUCAACGGAAUAAUGCUCUUUGGGAUCUUACAUAUUCUGGCCAUUGUUGCUGGUUUUAAAAUGUUAAAGAAAUAUAUCCAUCAAUUAAUACGGGUCAGAUCUUAUUACCAUGGGUCAUCUGGGCUAUUGGUGCAUUCUGAGGGCAGUCCAACAUUACUGCUGUUUUAUUUUGUUCCUUUGGCAUUUCUCUCCCUCUUCAGUCACCAAGAACCUCGUUUUCUCAUUCCCCUCAUCUUGCCAUUGGUCCUGUUCAGUGCAUCACAGAACAGAGCUAUGAAGUGGAAACAUGUCAUUAUUAUUUUCAAUAUUCUUGGGGCUUUGCUGUUUGGGUGCUUACACCAGGGAGGACUGAUACCAUGUUUGUUUCACUUGGAGAGACUCAUUCAUUCUCCAGAGUCCUCACACCAUCCAGGACACUAUACUCUACUCUUUGCUCACACCUACAUGCCUCCUAGGUCUCUGCUUAAUAUCAAGAAGAGAAACACGCAUAUAGAAGUCAUUGAUAUGGCUGGGUCUGAAGAAGAAACCCUCUGCCAGACACUAGAGCAGCGAGCAAACCAUUUUACCUGCAAUGACUGUCAUGUUUUUGUUAUAAUCCCUGGUACAGUCAGAGCCACAAUUACGAAAUGUGGCGUCUCGUUCAAGAAUGAGACUUUGAUUUUUCCACACUUAUCAAUGGAAGACCCACCACAAAUGCCCUUCCUAUUCAGCGGGGACUGGAGAAGUCAGUUGGGACUAUACAUCCUACAGCUAGACAGAAGGCAGCAGAGCCUUUAGAUUUUGGGAGAACAGGGUUUUCAUUUCUCAGUUCACUUGUGUGCUGCCCAAAGGUGCUGUGAGACCUUCCUCUUCACAGACCCACCUUCAGCACAAGUAGUGGCACUGGGAGCUCCCCCGGAGUCUCUAUUCCCUUUCUUCGUGCUCUUACGCUCACAAGUGUAGGCAGUUCUGAACGGAACCUCCUUAUAAUUUGAGUUAUUCAGCCCCUGUGGUGUUUCAUGUGACCUUGUGUAAUUUUCCUAAUGAGGAAGGAUAAAAUUGGAGCACACCAAAACUGUGAUUCAAGCUUAGCUCUUUCCAUGUGAGAUUUAUUUUUGAAAGUUCUUAUAAUCUCUGACAGAGGAUUUAUGGAUUGUGUGGUUUUUACUGAUAAUGGGCAUUAACUUAGCAGCUGGAGAGAGGUUACAGGACUAGACAAAAGCUGGUUUGACUCAAUAAGGUUUUAUUUUUAUGCUCUUAGAAAUUCAGAGCCUCCUCUCAGUCGUUAGACAAGAUUGCAGUCACCAUAUAGGCACCAGCACUGUAAUACUGUCUUGGGUGGUUCUGUCUUGAAAAAUCCUCAGUGUUGAUCAGACAGAACAUAGAACACGCUUCAGCUUUAAGUACUUGUGCUAAAUCCUACAAUCCAACAUUUGCCUCUUUAGCGUUACUUGCCACAGUUCCAUUCCUGUAGACGUGCUACAUACAUAUUAUAUACAACAGCUUCAGAAUGCUGCGCUUUGAUGGCAUUAAACCUGUCUGUUGUUUAGCUACUGCAAAUGGGGCAGUCCUUCCCUCAUGCGCUCCUGCUGCACAUCUCACAGCUUUCAUUGCUCUGUCACGGCUCUAACACGGACAGCGGUGCACAGCAGCCACCCCCAGGUGAGCUGGUUCAAGGAGCUGCGCAGACAGAAAACAGGUAAUGGGAGGGAUUUGAUCCUUUGUACGUGUUUGACCAGCUGGAUUUCUGAGCUGGCUUACUGCAGGGUUAGAUUCACCCUACCAGCACUGCUGCAGGGGAGCGUGUGAGGAUCUGUGGGAGAGGCUGCAUCCCCUGCGCCACCCCUCCCUUUCAGUAACCGCUCCCCAUUAAUCAGCUUAGUGAAAACGACAGAUCACAUCUGGCUCUCUACUGGACAGCAGUCUGAUUUUUAAAGCAGGCUACAAGUAACUCUUGAGCUUCAGCUAAAGAUGACAUAAAUGCUUAACAGUGUUGCAGAAAUAACCAUUUCUGGUUUUGCCUGCAUGUACUCCUGCAACCAAAACAUCCUGACACGGAUGAAGAGAUUAAUUGGGCACAUGCAUUGUAGGUCAAACCUCUCUCCAUGAAACUAAUCUGACACUUGAAUUUUUUCUGCUCACAAAGGCAGGAAUGCUUUUUGCAGUUCUUCAGCCACACAGCUUUACAUAAGGUAUUAUGAGCCAGGUUUUUAACAAAGACAAGAAUAAUGUAGGUUGAUGCCAGGCUCUAAAAGGAAGCUAGGCAAAAUCCCUGUGUGAAGGAUUUGCCUGUAUCUUCCAAACUAUACACAUGAUCUAGAUUUUUAAGGAACAUAGCUCUUGCACUCUUGUAAAGCAUUUUGUGUCGUCUCCCCCACACGUUCAUCCCACACCCUUCAUCCCUCAUUGACAGUCUGUAAAUUAAAGGUGCAUGUUCUGGGGGGAGGUAGGGGGAGAAGGGGGUGCAUGUAAGUUUCUACUGAUGACUCAUGAAGUAGUGGACAUAGUUAUGAAAGCAUCAUGGUACCAAAUAUAUCUUCCAAGUUCAUUUCCUUUUUUUUCCUCUUACAUUGGGAUGACAGCCACAUGCCACUGCUUGUACUCCAUGUCCUGCUUACUGUUUUCAGCUUUCUUGAACAGUUUAAGUUUUGACAAUUCUUUUCAUAAAACUUACGAUCUCUGGCAAUCUCAGUGAGGUAGAUACUGAAACUCUUCAGGGACGUGAUGGAGCACCAUUCCCACAGCACGACGACUUCUCUACUGCUGCACAGGUAACCUGUGACAGAGCCAGGAAGAGAACCUCGACUACGAAUACUCAGACUGAAAAUACACUGCUUUUGUCUCACCAGCUAGCCCUUCAUCAUUUACACAGUAGAUGGGCUUUUUUCCAUCCGUGCACACCGAAGUCUUUGUUGGUAGGGGGUUUAACUUUACCAGCAAUGCUGGAAAUUGCAUCUCAGGUAAUUUGCAAGGUUCUUUUCAUCUGGGGUGACACAAAGAAUGGAAAUCAUCUUCCCCAGUUAACUAAGCAUCUAGUCAGAUGGACUAAAUAGUGAAACGUGCUAUGAAGGAAGGUUAACUUCUAUAGUCUUGUAUAUGUUGUUAGAUACAGCAAUUUAUGUAAACCAGCCAGUGCAUCACAUACGGUGGACAUCUCCCUCCGUAUUUAUAUUUAGGAUGGCUCUAUUUGUCAUUUCCCCCCCACCCCAAACCCUUCUUGCCACCAUAGACUUCAGGUGUGCUUUCAGGAUAGCUACUGAAUCUCUUUUGCCUACCUGUAAAAUGGGCGAUUAUCCCAUCCAUCACCAUCAUCAUCAACCUUUAGAGCUCUCUUUGUAUCAAAACUGUAUCACAUCUAGAAUAUUACUGUUAUAUAGACAGAAAAUGUUAAAGGAACUCCAGUGAGAAAUCUGGUUUUAUUUCAAGUUUCUUAUCAAACACUUAAAGCGACAAUCUUGACCGUUUUCUGGAUGAUGUUUAAUGUGAGUCUGCCUUCUGCCUGUUACCGAGUGUUGUGGAAAGUGUUGGAAAGUGUAAACCGACUUUGAAA